Solanum lycopersicum (tomato) is the source of this 2382-nucleotide messenger RNA. Its product is annotated as trans-cinnamate:CoA ligase, peroxisomal-like. Lineage: Eukaryota; Viridiplantae; Streptophyta; Magnoliopsida; Solanales; Solanaceae. The record is from RefSeq and is a predicted model, not a curated record.
UUACUAUAGUCCAUGAGAAUUUUUGGUUCUUUACCUUUGCAAAAUAGGAAUAUAGGAAAGGAAAUAAACGAGAAUCAUGAGGUGAUCGACCAAAUCAAUGUGCACUAAAACGUUUAGGGGGUCAACUAGACAGGGGGCUAAAUUUUAUAUAUAUAAAGCAGAACCCAUCAGCUCCAUUUCUUAUACAAAUUUUCUAUACCUCUCCAAAAUACAAAGUUGCAAGCCUUUUCCAAAACACAUCAUUUUAUUAUUAGUAACAAAUUGCAACUUCCCAUGGAUAAUUUACCUAAAUGUGGAGCUAAUUAUGUGCCUCUUACUCCUCUCACCUUUUUAACAAGAGCCUCUAAUUCUUAUGCCAACCGCACCUCUAUUAUUUAUGCCAAUGUUGGCUUCAAUUGGCGGGAAACCCAUGAACGUUGUUGUCGCCUUGCUUCCUCCCUUCGCUCCUUAAACAUUGUCAAGAACGACGUGGUCUCAGUCCUUGCACCAAAUGUACCCGCCAUGUUAGAAAUGCAUUUUGCUGUGCCUAUGGCAGGGGCUGUGCUCAACGCCAUCAAUACAAGGCUGGACGCUAGAAAUGUUGCCCUUAUUCUCAAGCACUCCGAAGCCAAGAUCUUUUUUAUCGACUAUGAAUACAUUGACAAAGCUAAAAAGGCCAUUGAAAUACUAAUGUCCGACUUUCAAAUGCCAAUGCCUCUUGUCGUUGUCAUUGAUGACCUUGAUUCCCCUACUGGAAUCCGGUUAGGGGAGCUUGAAUACGAGCAGUUGGUAUUCCAAGGCAACCCUGAAUAUGUCGUUGAGAAUAUCGAUGAUGAAUGGGAUCCAAUUACUUUGAGCUAUACAUCAGGUACAACUUCAGAGCCAAAGGGAGUUGUGUACAGCCACAGAGGUGCUUUUUUAAGCACUUUGAGUUUGAUUUUGGGAUGGGAGAUGGGUACUGAGCCUGUCUACUUAUGGUCCCUCCCAAUGUUUCACUGCAAUGGUUGGACUUUCACGUGGGGAAUAGCUGCAAGGGGUGGCACAAAUGUUUGUAUCCGCAAUACAACAGCCCAAGAAAUCUACUCCAACAUAGCGUUACACAAAGUAACGCAUAUGUGUGCUGCGCCUAUUGUUCUCAGCAUAAUCCUUGAGGCCAAGCCACACGAGCAGCGUCAAAUUAUGACCCCGGUACAAGUUUUGGUGGGGGGUGCACCCCCAUCAGCACCACUGCUCGAAAAAACCGAGAGGGUGGGGUUCCACGUGGUCCACGCCUAUGGGCUCACAGAGGCCACUGGACCAGCUCUUGUGUGUGAGUGGCGAGCCAAGUGGAACAAAUUACCAAGGGAAGAACAAGCCAGAUUAAAGGCAAGACAAGGGCUGGGCAUACUAACACUUGCUGAUGUUGAUGUGAAGAAUAUGGAAAGUGUGCCUCGUGAUGGGAAAACAGCAGGGGAAAUAUGCCUGAGGGGAAGCAGUAUCAUGAAAGGGUACUUAAAGAAUGAAAAGGCAAAUUCAGAAGUAUUCAAGAAUGGUUGGUUAUUCACAGGGGAUAUGGGAGUGAUUCAUCCAGAUGGGUAUUUGGAAAUCAAAGAUAGAUGCAAAGAUGUGAUCAUAUCAGGUGGAGAGAACAUUAGCAGUGUAGAAGUAGAAAGUGCAAUAAUGAAACAUCCGUAUGUAGUAGAGGCCUCUGUUGUGGCAAUGCCACAUCCAAGGUGGGGUGAAAGUCCAUGUGCUUUUGUUAUAUUGAGGAAAGACUCAAACUUGAAAGAAUCAGAUAUAAUAGCACACUGUAAGAAGAAGUUAGCAGGAUUCAUGGUACCAAAGAAGGUUCAAUUUGUUGAAGAAUUGCCUAAAACAGGAUCAGGAAAAGUGCAGAAGAAUCAUUUGAGAGCAGUGGCAAAGACAUUUGUGGUGUCUGAUCAAACAAGCAAAAGGGAAAAGCCUAUAGCACACAAUCAAAAUCAUGAGCAGAUUCUUGUUCUGUCUCGUCUCUAGAGAUUGAAGAGAAAGACGUUUGGCUUGUUUAAUUCUAAUCACGUCUCUACUUUGAGUUUACCGUAUGCCUUAUUUAGUUUUGUAAUAUUUCAAGAAUUUGGUUAUAAUUUCAUCUUCUUCUUUUUUUUUUUUCUCUUAAUGUUAGUAGAGAAGAAGGUGAUUAUAAUUAUUUGUCGGUAAUCACUAACGCCACAAUCUAUCACUAGUUACCAAUCCUCAACCCUAUUUUGUUAUUUAAUCCAUAAAAGAGUUCUGCUCCUAUAAAAAAAAGUAGAGUAAUUUUAUGUUGAUCAACGAAUGUACUCUUCGGGCAGAACUUUACGAUGUUGUUGAGCUAUUGUAACUAAAAGAGCAUAAGUUGAGAAUUAGAUUGAUGGAUCGAUGCAGAUUGUACCACAUUUCAGUGAA